AUGGUGAGAGGAAAGAUCGAAAUCAAGAGAAUCGAGAACCUAACGAGCAGGCAAGUAACGUUCUCCAAGCGUAGGAAAGGUCUCUUGAAGAAGGCUCAUGAGCUUUCAGUUCUAUGCGAUGCUCAAGUCGCGGCUAUUGUCUUUUCUCAGAAAGGCAAAUUAUACGAUUACACUAGCUCCGACAUGCAGAAGAUGGUGGAACGAUGUGAGAUACAUAGAAGCGAAUAUUUUCAUUCAGAGAGACUCCAAAAAGAGCAACAUGUGCGGGAUCUCAAGAAUGAAAUCACGAUUAUGGUGAACUCGAUUGAACUUCUUCAACUCGAUAUUAUGCAUCUUAGGAGGCUAAUGGGACAAGAUUUAGAUUCUUGUUCGGUGGAGGAGCUCAAAGAGAUGACUAUUCAAAUUGAGAAAGGCCUCACUAUUGUUAGAUCAAGGAAGGCUAAGUUAAAUGAAGAUGAGGUGGGGAGAUUAAAAGCAGAGAUUGCAGGAAAGAGAGAGCUGUUGAACGACAGAACCAGGCUACACGAAAUGUUUGAAGAAAAGCCCUUGUGGAUGCAGUCAAGGAACAUAGAGAGUGAGAAGAAUGCAGCUUCCUCUGCUUGUGAAAACAUGAACAUAUCCAAUGUCGAAACUGAUUUGUUCUUAGGAUUGCCUAGAAGCCGAGUGUAA
This is a messenger RNA of Eruca vesicaria subsp. sativa (arugula), 669 nucleotides long. Lineage: Eukaryota; Viridiplantae; Streptophyta; Magnoliopsida; Brassicales; Brassicaceae. The record is from the annotation of a GenBank genome assembly.